AUGUCGUUGGGAUUCACAAAAGAGUGGUACGAAGGCGAGAGAAAGAACAUCCAUCAUGCUCGUACGGUAGUGGUCGACAGCAAGCCCUCUACCGUAGACGCGGAACCAGGGUGGAACUCGGUGCAGUCUCGUCGCACUCAGCACCGCAUUACUUACGAAGAUCCACCCAGAUGGGAGCAGCAGGAGCGUGAGCAGCAAGUUGCUGUCCAGUAUCAUGGCUAUGCGGCGCACAUCAGAUGGCGCACCAAAAUUGUGCAAACUCGCAGCGACUCGCCUGCCACUGAUGCUGCCCAUUCUUCAUCAGUAUUCCUGCAAGAACAAUGGGAGGACGAGAUUGAGCUUGACUUCUCGCAAUACUUUCGUGGCCUCGGUGAUGCUCACUCAGUCUUUCCCGACCCUUCUCAUCACAGCGAGCCUCAGCCUACGCUUCCAUCCACCUUUCGUCCACCACUAGGACCAGCUCCACCAGCUCCGGCGUUACAGCCAUCUGCACAUCAACAUCCCCUCCAACUUGAACAUCAUCCACCACGCCAGCAGCAGCACUCUCGCGAGCACCACCCACCUGGACACUACCAGUAUCAUCACUACAACCCGCUGUGGCCAGCCGAUCGCAUCACCUACGCCCCGGCACCACCACCAAUCGAACCAGCGCGUCGCAUCACGUACGCCACUGCACCACCGCCAACUCACCGCAACUCACACACACCUCGAGUGUUAGGCCCAUUCAUGGAGGAGUCCGAUGAUGAUGCGCUCUUCGUUGGUGGUCCGCCUCCCUUCCCGCGAGGCAAUGGUGUACGUCCUCCGACGAACGGAGCGCGAGUUCCAGAGGAUGCGUACACCGACAUGGCAGCACCUCCGGCUCAGCAAGCACCACAGAGGAAGAGGGGACGUAGGGGUAAGGGUGGAAGAGCUGCCGCUACUCCACAGGUGGAUGUUGGCGAUGAUGACAUCUAUUAUGCGUGA
Messenger RNA from Pseudocercospora fijiensis CIRAD86, 963 nucleotides. RefSeq lists its product as uncharacterized. The record is from RefSeq and is a predicted model, not a curated record. The transcript has 2 exons. The coding region runs from base 1 to 963 and encodes 320 amino acids. NCBI's taxonomy places the organism in Eukaryota, Fungi, Ascomycota, Dothideomycetes, Mycosphaerellales, Mycosphaerellaceae.